UGACAAAGUACUUCUUGCUAUUGCUAUUGGUGGGACUCUCAGUACAAACUAACAUUGUUUUAUCUGUAGGACAAAUUCAUCACUUUGGAUGCUUUUAGAGAUGAUUUAUAUCCAAGGGCUUGUUGAAGUUCUUGACAUUCGUUGGUUUGGCUUAAUUAAGAACAAUGCAUAGCUCUUCUCACUCUACUCACUAUGAAUAGAUAUCUAGUAAUUAUUCAGAAAAGGCACAAAGGGUUCACUUACUUUGCUAUUUGAAAUUUGUGUUUAUUCCUUUGUUAUAUCUGCUCACAAAAUGGAACCGAAUACUAUACCAGUAUUACAGUACUUCCUUUGAGAGUGUACAAAACAAACAAAGUGAAAUUCAGUUCAUGCAUACCAUAUCAAGGCAAGAGGUAAGUAAACACAACGGAAAUCAACCUGCAUUGAAGAACAUAGGAUGAGUCAUGUUGGGUUGAUGUGCCUUAUUGUAUUUUGCAUUCCAAGGUAGUCCCUGGGUGCUGUGUUGGUGGUGGCAGCUGCUUCCUUGGUGUUUCACUGGUCUGUACUUCAAAUUCUUCCUCUAACAAAAGUACAUAAUCUUUUACUGUGCAGGGAAUAUACCAAAUAAGUAUAAAGUGGACAGGAUUGUGUACUAUGUAAGGAUAGAGUAUGAGAGCAAGAUGAAAGAGGUUGAAUAUGAUGGAGAAGAAAACUUAAUGUCUGAGAAUCAAGUUUUGAAUAACUUGGGGAUAAAGUAGAAGUCAAAGUGAGGAAGAAUUGUUUGGAAGAGUGGCUGGUCAAGCACUGGAGGCAGAAUCACUAAUGUGUGGCAUUAAAAAAAAAAAAAAAAAAAAAAAAAAUAGGUACAGACAUUGAGUCAAUAGAAAACGAGAGUAGGAAUGACCUUGAUUGAUACACGCUCACAGUAGUGAGAACAGUGUGCGGAGCGGAGCGGUACAGCGAGGACCAGGUUGCCUCACCAGUAGAAGCCCCACCAAGACACAGGCAGCUUGGAGUUGUGCUGGUGAACAUGGUUGUGAUGAGGCAUAAUGAGUCAAGAUUUAUCUGCUCUUGCAGUGAUUGAAUGCACAUUCAAGAAAAUUUUUUCUUAGUUGUGCCGUUACUACUUAGAGGAACAAAUAAAGAAAAGAAAUAUGCGAUACAAGAGUGCAGUAAAGACUCGGCAAGGUUGUGAACACUGGCAAGGCAUGUCCGUAGACUGAGACGCGUUGCAUGCCUCACCACUGGAGCUGUUCGCUGCGGGCCAGCGGUUACCUGUCCCCGAAAUAAACAAUGUCCUCUGUCGGCGCGGCAUGGGUGACAGUGCUGGUAGUCUGUAGGGGCGUGACGAUGGCUGAGGAGACGCAGACGGCGGCAGCCUGGUGGCGGGCAGCUGGCGAGGACCUGGUGCGGGGGUGGGCGAGACAGGAGGAAACUAAGACAGUGACGCUGCUACUUCUGGCUGACGGAAAUGUGACGGAGGCAGCGGCGUGGGCUGACACAGUGAGGAUCUUUGCCUCCCACCUUACAAUAUCUGAAGACCCUCUGGUUUGCGUGGUAGUCUCCCUUCCGUCCCUGUCUCAGUGGCUUCCCGAUGGUAGGACUCUGCUGGUGGCGCCCCUGUUCAGCCUGCACCAUGCCCAGGCCCUUUCGCAGGUCAGUUGUUACUCGUGAAGCA
Molecule: messenger RNA, 1657 nt
Organism: Portunus trituberculatus (swimming crab)
Lineage: Eukaryota; Metazoa; Arthropoda; Malacostraca; Decapoda; Portunidae
Exons: 2
Coding region: 1273-1653 (126 amino acids)
Source: RefSeq, a predicted model, not a curated record